Molecule: messenger RNA, 1995 nt
Organism: Trypanosoma cruzi
Lineage: Eukaryota; Euglenozoa; Kinetoplastea; Trypanosomatida; Trypanosomatidae
Product: elongation factor 1-alpha (EF-1-alpha), putative
Exons: 1
Coding region: 1-1995 (664 amino acids)
Biological process (GO): translation; translational elongation
Molecular function (GO): GTPase activity; translation elongation factor activity; GTP binding
Source: RefSeq, a predicted model, not a curated record
AUGAAUCGUCACAAGAAGUUUUACUCUACGCUUGGGGAUAAGUUGCAUGACGACUAUUACGACGAUGACGACGACUAUUAUGACGAGGGAGAGGAGGAUGACUACGGGGAGGAAGAGCUGCAAUAUGUGGUGCGGACGGGCGCCAUCCCGGCAAAACCCGUGAAAACGUCCUCCACGGCGGGUUUCACUGCUCCGCAAGAGGAGUUAUUGAACAACGAGGAGCUGCCAUUGGGCGAAGAACAGGGUCGGUGCUCUGAGGAUUUGGAUUACCCGCUGAUCACCAUGCUUCUUGCGGAGUUCCGGAAGAAGUGGGAGAGUUGUGUCACGGCUCAGGAGCUUAAAGUGGAGCCCAAGUUGUGUGAUAUCAUCGAAGCCAUUCGUGAUCAUAACUAUGACGUGGAUGAGGCCGUCACAUUUACACUGCGAAGGGUGACGGUGAAAAGUCUGGAUGCGGGGACACAAAAAUCGACCAACACGCCCUCGUCAUUGCAAUGUUCAGCGAAUGCCUGUGCUCCUGCUCCGACACCUACGUUGGCAACGGCGGUUGAGCCCAAACCCGGUGGUCGCACCCUAAAACUUGGGAAAGGCGGUAAAAACACGGAGAUACCACCGGCGAACAAAUCCAAUAUGGUUAAAGAGACAAUAACAAAAAGUGCAAGUGGUGCACGCAAUACCCGUAAUAUUUCAGAAUUGAAAAAGAAUGCGGUACAGGAGAUCAUGCCGGACCCAAACAAAAGAGAUUGUACGUUUGUCAUUGCAGGUCAUGUAGAUGCGGGGAAAAGUACGACUUUGGGACAUCUACUUUUGUUGCUGGGUAAGGUCUCGCAGUCUGAGAUUGAGAAGAAUGAGAAGAAUGCGCGUCAGCUGAAUAGCGGCUCGUUUAAAUAUGCAUGGGUGCUGGAUCAAUCCGAGGAAGAACGCCGACGUGGUGUGACGAUUGAUGCUGGUUCCUAUUGUUUUGAAACUGAACAUCGUCGUAUUAAUAUUUUGGAUGCCCCUGGCCACAAGGAUUACGUUCUAAAUAUGAUUAGUAGUGCGACACAAGCAGAUGCAGCCCUUCUUGUUGUAACGGCUGCCACCUCCGAAUUUGAGGUUGGUCUUGCUCAUGGGACGAAGGAGCAUCUUUUUAUUUUAAAGACAUUAAGUGUUGGUCGAUUGAUUGUUGCCGUUAAUAAGAUGGAUACGGUGGACUAUAGUAAAGAACGAUAUGACUAUGUCGUACGGGAGUUGAAAUUUCUAUUGAAACAAAUACGCUACAAGGAGGAGGCGGUUGUUGGUUUUUGUCCAGUGAGUGGUAUGCAGGGGACGAACAUUCUUCAUGUGAAUCGCGAGGCGACUCCGUGGUAUGAAGGGCCAUCCUUGGUUCAGUUAUUUGACCAAUGCCCUCUGGAAAGCAGAUUGUUAGAUGCUCCAUUACGACUGAGUUUACAGGACAUGCAGGGAUCAAGACUUUUUUGCAAAGUGGAGAGUGGACGCCUUUUAAAGGCGUCUAAAUUUGUAUUUUUGCCGUCUGACGUUCAAGUUCAUGUCAAAACGAUAUUGAAGCCAACAUUGGAUGAAUUUGUAAGUGCUGCUUUUGCGGGUGAUCUGGUGGUGAUUGACACGGACUCCUCACUUGUAGGGUUGUCCCCUGGCUGUGUUGGCUGCAGCCUCAUUGACCCCAUUCAAUGCUCCACAGACUUUGAGGCCCGUGUGCAGACGUUUGCCACGCUGCAGAGUUCCAUUCUUCCUGGCACAACCUUCACGAUGGUCGUUCACGCCCUCACAGUGCCUGUGAAGGUGGUGGCGCUGGUGUCGAAGAUGAACCGUCAAGGGACGUGGUCGACAGGCAUGGUGAAGUGCAUCCCAAAAGUUACACAGGCGAUCAUUGUUUUUCGUUCGGCUUACAAAAUUGCAUUAGAGCCCGCCGAAGUCUGUCGCGCGCUUGGACGUUUUGUUCUGCAACAGGAUGGCAACACGGUAGCAGGUGGUCUUGUGGAGAAGAUGAUGUUGUGA